Molecule: messenger RNA, 1249 nt
Organism: Dimorphilus gyrociliatus
Lineage: Eukaryota; Metazoa; Annelida; Polychaeta; Dinophilidae
Source: the annotation of a GenBank genome assembly
CAUGCCGUUUAAGCGCAGAAACGCUGGAAGGUCUAAAAAGGGACGUGGACAUGUCAAGCACGUUAGAUGUACCAACUGUGCCCGAUGCGUUCCCAAGGAUAAGGCGAUCAAAAAGUUCGUUAUCCGUAAUAUCGUUGAAGCUGCCGCAGUAAGAGAUGUUACCGAGGCUAGCGUUUAUGAAACCUACGCUCUCCCUAAACUCUAUUGUAAGAUGCAUUACUGUGUAUCGUGCGCUAUCCACAGCAAAGUUGUUAGAAAUAGGUCUAGAGAAGCCAGGAAGGAUCGUACUCCUCCUCCAAGAUUCAGACCAGGAAUGAGAAUGGAUAAUGCUGGUGGUAACAGACCAGGUCAAACUGGAGCUCCAGCCAACCUUAGCGAUGACAAUUUUCUGUUAAUAUUGGAUUCCAGAAAAUACCUAUCGUACAAAGAAGAUCAUAUUGUUUUAGCUAAACAUUGCAAAAUGAACAAAUAUUUUGAAUUUGUUAUUCCAGAGGAAUAUCGCUUGCCUUAUAAACAAAAUGUUGUUGUUUAUGAUAAUAACGCUAAUUCAUUCAAAGAUUGUUGUUAUGCAAAUUCUUGUAGUUUAAAAGUUUGGGAUUCUGGAAGCAGAAAUACGGUUAAAGUUUUGAAAGGAGGUUUUGAACUCUUUUCAAGACUGUACCCAUUUAUGAAAACACAAAAAAUGAUAUGGAACCCAAGAGAACUUGAUCAAUUUCUUACCUAUCCCAUUGAAAUAAUACCGGAAUUUCUCUAUAUUGGUGAUUCUAAACAAGCAGCUUUACCAUUUAUUCUUAAAGACCUUCACAUAUCAGGUUCGGUAAACUGUACGGAAACGUCUGGAUUUUACUUAAGAGAGAUAGGGAAGGAUACGAUUCACAUAAAUAUGACUGAAGAUGAACGGACUGAUAUUUUUCCAUUUUUUGAAGAUGUAACUAAUUUUAUAAAUAGACAUAAAAGCUUUGGAGGUAAAGUUUUGAUCUAUUCAGAAAAGGGCAUGAGUUCAUCAGCAGCGUUUUGUCUCGGUUUUAUGAUGCAAGAUAAAAUGCUAUCUCUGAAGGAAGCUUGGGAUUUUCUAAAGACUUUUCAUCCUAAAGCACAACCACUGAAAAUCUAUUUUGAUGCCCUACUCAAAUACGAAGAAGUUAUUUUCAGUAAUUUUGAAGCUGAAGCCGCAAAACGAACAAUGGAAGAUGAUAGGGAUCUUCUACUUUACAUGCCGAGAACGCUGUUAGAAGAAUUAGGCUAUUGA